Drosophila novamexicana is the source of this 1533-nucleotide messenger RNA. Its product is annotated as probable H/ACA ribonucleoprotein complex subunit 1. Gene Ontology annotation, cellular component: cytosol. The transcript is spliced from 5 exons. The record is from RefSeq and is a predicted model, not a curated record. Bases 77 to 1186 code for a protein of 369 amino acids. Lineage: Eukaryota; Metazoa; Arthropoda; Insecta; Diptera; Drosophilidae. Gene Ontology annotation, molecular function: mRNA binding.
GCGUUUUGCACACACGAAAUAGAAAAUAAAAGUGCACGCGAAAAAAAAAAACAAAGCGAGACAAGUACCAAUCUAUAUGUCUACCGCCAAAGUCUUUGUGGGCAGCCUGCCGCCUGGCUGCAAGCCCGAGGAGCUGCGACAUUUGUUCACAAAUUAUGGCGUGGUAGUCGAAUGCGAUAUUAUGAACAGGUGCGGAUUUGUGCACUUGGAGACCAUUGAAAUGGCAGAGGAAGCGAUUGCCGCUCUAAAUGGCAUUGAAUUCAAAGGUCAGACCAUUGUCGUCGAACCGGGCAGGCCCAAAGACAGACGUGGCGGUGGCGGAGGUGUUGGUGGAGGAGGGGGUGGGGGAGGUGCCGGCAACAGAAGACCCAUGCAACAAGGACACGGCGGCGGUAGCUUCAAUCGUGGUGGCGGCCACACUGGUGGCAACAAUUUUAGAGCAGGUGGCGGCAACCGAUCAUUAAACUCGAACGACAGUCAGUUUGGACCAAUGCGAAAUGAAGGCAACUUUAGACAGCAGCGCAAUGCGCCCUACAGCAAGGUCCUGCCGCAGCAGAAGCAGAACUUUGACGGGCCCGCACAACCUUACAAAAACAAAUUUAACCAAGGCCUGGGCCAAAUGGGUCACAAUGAUUUCUAUGCUGGCAAUAUUGGUUCUGCCGGCGCUGCUGGCGCUCACCGAAGCGGCGGCAGCCAUGGACCAUCAAACAACAUUGGCCAAGAUCGUCGCGGCUUUGCCCUGCCCGCCGUGGAGCAUCAGCACCAGCAGCAGCAGCAGCUGUCGUUCGGAGCAAAGCAAAGUCGCUUUGGCAACGGCACAAUGGUGCCGAGCGGGAAUAAUGCCGAUGGUGGCAUGUACCAGCGGAAUCGCCACAAUUCUGGCAUUAACAGUGGCAGCACGCAAAACGGCCGUGGUGGAUUUAACGCCAACCGUGGCGGCUUUGCUGGCCGUGGUGGAUUCAGUGCUCGACGUGGUGGUGGACCGAACGGGCCGAGCAGCAGCAUGUCGCAAAACUUUAACAAACAUGGACCCGCAAACGGGCACACUCACAACGCAGCAAAUGCAUAUCAAUCGGAUUUUCCGCCCCUGGGGGGUAGUCAUGGUAGCGGGGGUGUGCCUGUAAAUAGGAAUCGGUUCAAUGGACCCAGGCCAGCGCAUAAUAUGAGCGGCAAUAGAAGAUUUUAAUGCCAACAACAUGCUGUAUGUAACAUUUUAUCAUGGACCCUAGACGCCGGUGUAAUCUAUGUGGAUUGCUGACCUAAUAGCCGAAUUUUGUUUUCCAAUAAUUGCGCCCAUGCAACAUCUUAAGUUAAGGCAAACAGUUUGAAACAAAUUUUCAAUAACAAUACGCGUUAUAUUAAGCCCAACCAAUCAACAGUAUAUUUGUUAAUUGUAUUCAUUAAGUAUGAAAAGUAUUUAUCCAUUUGAGCAAUGUGCAAAGAGAAAGUUUGACAACACGAACGUCUAGUGCGACAUGUUCUUCUUUAUUUUUGACGACUUACGAUAUUAUCAAUACAAAUAUUAAUUGCUAA